AUGCUCAACGAGAAAACGCGGCGGAUGACUGUGGCCAUUCAAAAUGAAGGGAGAGAGUUAGUGUUUGGGUGUGUAGAAGGUGAAAAUGAAAUCAUAUCAAAGAUGUUGGAUGAGCUUGGGAAGAGUGUUAAAAACUCGAAUGUGAUAUUUAAAGGGAUAGUGGAGCAGUGGAAGAAGUGUGUAGAGCUUGAAGAUGAGAAGAAGCAGUGGGUUGUUAAAGCGAAAAGCAUUUGGGAGAAUAUACAAAGGAACAAAGAGGGGAAGUGGAGCGAAUUGAAAGAAGUAUUAAAGAAGGAAGUUGAUGAGGAGAUUUGUUAUACCGAUGACAUAACGAUUAUCGAUGAUACAAAAGACAACGAACAACCAAAUGACACAAAAGAAGGUGAGAAGGACGAUUUGAAGGAAAAAGAAAAAGUCAAAAGCAUUGAAAAGCGGGCUGGCAUUCAAACGGAAAAGAAACAGAAGAGCUCCAAAGAGAAGAAACGGAAAAGUUUGAAAAUCGAACAGACUUCGAAGUCACACAAGUGUUCGACAUCAUUAAAAAAAAGAAGAAGACAUUCAAAAAUCGCGUUCAAAGACACCUCCGUUGGCUUCUUCUCACCCAAAUCCUUCGACUAUCGAUGA
Entamoeba invadens IP1 is the source of this 624-nucleotide messenger RNA. RefSeq lists its product as hypothetical. The record is from RefSeq and is a predicted model, not a curated record. The coding region runs from base 1 to 624 and encodes 207 amino acids. The transcript has a single exon. NCBI's taxonomy places the organism in Eukaryota, Evosea, Mastigamoebida, Endamoebidae.